Molecule: messenger RNA, 261 nt
Organism: Penicillium paradoxum
Lineage: Eukaryota; Fungi; Ascomycota; Eurotiomycetes; Eurotiales; Aspergillaceae
Gene: fmaE
Product: monooxygenase fmaE
Exons: 2
Coding region: 1-261 (86 amino acids)
Source: RefSeq, a predicted model, not a curated record
AUGGCCAGGAUGGCCCGAGCCGGGGAACAGAUCAGUGGUAGUCUUCCACCUCGGAAUCCAAUCCAACCAGCACCACACAUGCCAAAGAUUUCAACCCAAUUAGGUAUAACCCGUCGAAUGGCCGAGCUUGGGCCAAUGGCUAUUGAGAAUCGACGAGACAGUGAGCGCAGCUCCAACAACACCACAUCGAUCAAGUAUUUCUUCAAAGAUGUGGGAGGCAUUCGAAAAUUCCCGCUCGAGCCGCUACAGAAGCAGACCUAG